Limulus polyphemus (Atlantic horseshoe crab) is the source of this 3637-nucleotide messenger RNA. RefSeq names its product ADP-ribosylation factor 1-like. Lineage: Eukaryota; Metazoa; Arthropoda; Merostomata; Xiphosura; Limulidae. Gene Ontology annotation, cellular component: plasma membrane; cytoplasm. The transcript has 5 exons. The coding region runs from base 202 to 747 and encodes 181 amino acids. The record is from RefSeq and is a predicted model, not a curated record. Gene Ontology annotation, molecular function: GTPase activity; GTP binding. Gene Ontology annotation, biological process: vesicle-mediated transport; intracellular protein transport.
AAUACUCUAAGACGGGAAAUUGUUUAAUUACGCUGUUAUACAUAACGUGCCGAAAUUGGAUGAGAGAUACUUCAGUAUAUUUUGCUGUGUACGCAUUUGUUUGAUAGUGACAGUUUCUGUUAUCCGAACGAUUGGUGUUUGCGUAACCGGGCGUAAAUCUUAUUGAGUAUAUAGGUCUAUCGUAGUGUCCAGGCCCACAUAAUGGGGAAUCUUAUUGCUACUAUUUUUAAGGGCCUUUUUGGGAAGAAGGAAAUGCGUAUUUUGAUGGUUGGCCUUGACGCAGCAGGGAAAACUACAAUUUUGUACAAAUUAAAAUUAGGUGAAAUUGUCACUACCAUUCCUACUAUAGGAUUUAAUGUUGAAACAGUUGAAUACAAGAAUAUUAGUUUCACGGUGUGGGAUGUUGGUGGUCAAGAUAAAAUUAGGCCUUUGUGGCGUCAUUAUUUCCAAAAUACCCAAGGUCUUAUAUUUGUAGUGGAUAGUAAUGACAGAGAACGUAUAGGAGAAGCCAGAGAAGAACUAAUGAGGAUGUUAGGAGAAGAUGAACUAAGAGAUGCUGUUCUCCUUAUUUUUGCCAAUAAGCAGGAUCUUCCAAAUGCCAUGAAUGCAGCAGAAAUCACAGACAAACUAGGCCUUCAUUCUCUGAGGAACCGCAACUGGUACAUCCAGGCCACCUGUGCUACCAGUGGAGAUGGGUUGUACGAAGGACUUGACUGGUUAUCCAACCAGUUGAAAAAUCAAAAGUAGAGUAAUGAUAAAACCUUUUUUUUAAAUACAAAAAAUAGUAGGAGUGGACCUGGAUAUUACUCCUUAAAGUAUCUGUAUAAAAACAAAGAGUUCACUUAGCACAAAACACAGAAUUCUGUUUAUAUUCUUGUCUACGAUGUAACGAGUCCGGCUUGUAUCGUAUUUAUUACAGAUGUGGCAUGGUAACGUUGCAUUAUAGUUCAUUAUUCAAGAACAGAGAGUGUAGUAUUUUAAUGUAUUUUAUUAUUAGCUGUCCCAGUACAUUCCAAAGGGUAGCACCACAUGUUUGUGAAAUGAAUGAAAAGUGUGUAACACAAUGUCGUUGGUCUUAAGAAAUAGUGAACAAAAUUUUAUUUUGUGAGUGAUAAUUAUUGUACAUAGCCAAACAUCAAAGUCAUAUCCCAUUCUCUGGUACUGUUGAUGUGUAAAGAUUUACUGCUAUUUACUAUGUAUUCCUUAGCUAAAUUUAUGCUUCACUUGUAGUGUUACAGGUUUUUAUUGGUGUGUUUUGGAGUAAUUAUAAUUACAAUAGUGAGGGAGCUGGUGCUUGCUCAGAUAAUGUUGACCAGGCUUCAUAACUUUUCUCUUUACAUCAGUAAUUUUAAACCACUAGCCGAAUCUGUGGCUCAUUAUUCUGCUUUUUGUGUGUGUGUGUGAAAAAUAAUAAAAACAUUUGCUAAAACAGAUGUGCAUUUUUUUGUCUUCUCAAAGUAUAAGAUAAAAAAAAAAUUUCCAUAUUGAUAUGAAAUCGAAGUCAAAAUGUGAAACAGAUUUAAAUUUACUUUUUUUGUGUAACAUUACUUUUUAAUUAUUACUAUUUAAAAUUGUGUGCAAAAAUAAUAUUAAGAUAAGUAAUUGUUUCGUUGAAUUGUAAAAACUGAAUAAGCUAUUGAUUAUUUUGGUGUAGAAUCACCAAAGAGAAUUUAAAAUGAUGUAUUUAAUUUAUUCGGUACAAAGUUGGAAUAUAUUGUAAAUAUAUUUCCUCUUAGUAGAGAAUAAAUAUCUCUCGUGAUUUUUAAAAGGAACUUUCGUACACAAAAUGAAUAGAUCAGAUAGUGUAACUCCACUUUGGCAUAUGUGGAAGAUGAAAAUUUACGAGUUCUUUAACAGUUUCUUCUGUACAAGUAGACACGUUAGUUGGUUAUUAUCAGCUGAUGGUUUGAAAUAAAUCUAGUUGUUCUGUGGAAAAAUGUUUUAACAUGCAAGAUUUUAAAUGAAAUGGAGGUACUGUGAAAGUGAUUGGUUAUUAAAAGGAAGGUCGUGUUUUUGUUGGUAUCCCUUCUGUAGAACUUGUGCUUAAAUCAUGAACAUUUUGUUAUUUAAUAAAUAUGUAACUUCUAAAAGUUGUUUGUUCUUUUAAAAUUUUGAAACUUUCAUUAAAUAAAAGACAUAGAUGUAACCUAUAAAGGGACUUUUCAGUGUUGUAUGUAUAACAUUAAGAUUGAAGAAGCUAACAUGAGACAGUUUGUCAUAUUUCCUGAAGUAAUUUAAACUGGGCAGAACUGUGAGUUGGAGAUAUUAUGGUUCGUGCCCUGUUGCUGCAAAAAAAAAAAAAAAGCUGAAUUUUGGAGAUGCUCAUGUGCUGUAAGAUUGAUGGUCAAAUAUUUCACAGAGUAGCCCAAGAAUUGGUGGUCGGUGCUGUUGAUUAGUUGCCUUCCCUCUAGUCUUAAAAAAACAACAACCUACGGUUCUCUGGUUACUGUUACAUUCAUAUUCUGGUACCAACAUGUUGGCUCGUGCGUCCAAGAUUUUGUCUAUCGAAGUAAAUGUGUCUAAUAUCGUCUUGCAUGUUUUUUCUAGCUAGUGAUCAGUUGAUUUUAAAGUAUUGUUUUGAAACAAUUGUGUCUUUGAAAGUCAGGAAGACAUGAUUUUUCAAAACAGUUUUAAAAUAUAUUCUGUAUACAAAGUAUGUUUUUAUUAAGUAUGAUAUAAAACAUCUCUUUAAUGAUGUAACCAAGUUAAUAAAGUUGUGAACAUCCCUUUAAUGAUGUAACUAAGUUAAUAAAGCCGUGAACAUCCCUUUAAUGAUGUAACUAAGUUAAUAAAGUUGUGAACAUCCCUUUAAUGAUGUAACUAAGUUAAUAAAGUUAUGGACAUCCCUUUAAUGAUGUAACUAAGAUAAUAAAGUUGUGAACAUCCCUUUAAUACUGGCAAGUUGCGAGUGAGGAACUUUAGAUUUUGAGCUAAAAUCAUCAGUUAUAGAUUUUUGCAAGAGAUGAACUUUGAAUGUUUUUAAGACUUCUUUUUACUCAAGUAGCCUAAAGAUAAAUACAACAGCAUGAUAGGUCUGCUGACAAGAGGAUAUUUAUCUUAGCUGCAGGUAUUUUCAAAGUAGUAUAAUUCAGUAUUGUCGUAUGUUUGAUUGUAAGUUUGUUUCUUGGAAAUUUUGAAGUUUCACAUGCCGACAGUACAACAGUUUUCACUACAGUUAAACGUUAAUUUUUACUUUAGCUAUAAAGAAUGUUACCAUUAUUAACUGUUAAAAAAUGGAGAAACACUUUUGAAAACAAGUUUAGUUGAAUCCUUAAAAGGAUCUUUAUUUAAAACCUUCUUUUCUAGUUUUUAUGUUUUGGCGAUACAUGACCACACUGUAACAAAUAGAUCAGUUUCAAGUGACUUUUUAUUUGAAAAAGUAAUGUGUCCAUUUAAAUAUAGUUUUAAAUAAAUAUCCUGUUUUAACUCAAGGUCUCAUGUAGACAUUUUCAUAACCCAAGUGAUUAAGAACAAACCUUUGUCGUGACACUGUUAAAGUGGUUUACUGUCAACUAGUCGUAAUUUGCAUAUUUUUAAUUUGGGUGAAAACUGCCAGUGAUUAUUGAGAACAGUUUCAGUCAUCUACAGUAUGUACAUUACCAACCAGACUCUGAAAUAAAGCUUAGUUAUUGAAUGC